AUGGCCGCUGAAUGUACGGGCGCUCAGCGUCACCCCGACCACCCCGACAUGGAGAAUAAAGACAUGGACGAACCGCAUGGACGUAGCAACGCCCCCAGUGACAAUGAAUCAAUUGACUCGUCUAUGAUUGACGAAAAUGGUUUUGAGAUGCCCCGGUAUCAUCUGAAGCGUCGACGCCGUAGUGCCUCCGGCUCCAGCAUCGAGACCGUCAUGUCCGUUUCUUCUCGUCAAGGCAAUGUGCCUCGCACUGUUCUCUUCCGGCCCUCAAUCAAAGGGGACAGUGUUACUUCGCUUCGACUGGUGAAACUCGAAGAGUUUCUCAACUCUGAAGCUCCCAACGAACUAAGGGAAAUCCGAAUCAACCGCGCCCUCAAUAUAGUGGCAGUGGAUGUCAAAACCAUCGCCGGCGUCACCCUGCUCCUCGCCCUCAACCGUCUCUGUGCCAUGCCGGUUCGUGCAGCAAUGCCGACGCCCAAAUGCGCGAGUACCGGUGUUAUCCGCGUAGUCGACCUCUCACUCACUGACAGCGAGUUGUGCCAACGCCUCCGUUCUCCAGUGGAUUUCUCCAGUGUAAAGAGACUUGGAAAAGACUCCGAGUCGGUGAAAAUUGUCUUCGUAUCUUCGUCCCGUCCUUCAAUAGUUCACAUCGGCACUGUAAAGUGCCCGGUCUCCGCCUACAAGCCCAAGCCAACACAGUGUUUUAAAUGUGGGCGCUUCGGGCACGUGAGCGUGUCAUGCCCAAGGCCGGAACAGUGCCUUAUCUGUGCCGGUGACCACGCUAACAGCGCGUGCCCGGAAGGGAGUGUCCCGAAGUGCUCCAAUUGCGGCCUAGCACAUUCUGCUGUCGACAAAACCUGUCCGGUGAAAAAACGGGAAACUGCUGCGCAUCGCUACGGCUUGAAAGAAAGCAUACCAACGAGGAAAGCUCGGAAAAUGCUCAAGAAUAAGGGCCGCAUCCCCCAUUGUCCCUCGGACUCCUCCUCACUCCCUAACCGUGUGCCACCGACAAACAUCGACGCUAACGCACCUGCAGCUCCUCGCCCAUCCGCCGAAAUUGCUCACGACCACGAAAUGGCGUCGCGCCAAGUUGGUACAGCAACUCAGGACGACACGUCGAGUUCACAGAGAACAUACAGCGCCACUCUCCAGGGCAACAAGACACACGACACCGCAUCUCAAGAGCUUCGGGAAGUCGAUGGAAAACGCGUCGCGCACCGUUCCCCAAGCCACCAUGCCCAUCCCACAGCUCCCCGCCCAACUGACCACAGUAAUUCUUCAACCGUGGACUGGGGCAACGCCUUGCCCACCUUCGCUUCCUUCAUCAAGAUCGCCUUCCUUGUACUCAAGACACUGGCACAAUGUUCUGCCCUUCCAUCGGGACUCAGGUACUUUAUCUCCUUGGUCAUACCCCUGGAACACUCUAUCGCCAGCCUCUUGGGAGUAUAA
Molecule: messenger RNA, 1446 nt
Organism: Ornithodoros turicata
Lineage: Eukaryota; Metazoa; Arthropoda; Arachnida; Ixodida; Argasidae
Exons: 1
Coding region: 1-1446 (481 amino acids)
Molecular function (GO): nucleic acid binding; zinc ion binding
Source: RefSeq, a predicted model, not a curated record